This is a messenger RNA of Diaporthe batatas, 2129 nucleotides long. RefSeq lists its product as uncharacterized. The record is from RefSeq and is a predicted model, not a curated record. Bases 97 to 1431 code for a protein of 444 amino acids. The transcript is spliced from 4 exons. Lineage: Eukaryota; Fungi; Ascomycota; Sordariomycetes; Diaporthales; Diaporthaceae.
GGAAUAGACUCUUCUACCACAGUCCCUGCUCGGGCCACACCAUCGUGUCAGAAACUAUCAGACGUGACCACUAACAACUGGUGACGCUCCAAUUCGAUGAGUGGAUGUGGCAGGAGAUGGCUUGGAAGGCUGCAGCCAGUUGCGCGCUGGCAUCCCGCGGGCGCCAUCCGCACUCGCCUAGCGCUGCCAUGCGCUGCCAUCCGGUCACUCUCACACGCGAGCUGCCUGCUGAGCCAAGUCACAAGAAUAAGGCAUGCCUCUAGCCCUGGAAAUACCGCUCUAGAAGAUGGGGCCCGCCUUGACAGCCCCGAAGACCGUGCAACACGGGGGCCGCCUGACGACACACCCUGGGUUCCAGGCCCACACUUGCCGGCAGAGGAAAGAAAGGAUGCAGAGGGCCGCAAAUACUUCGUGUCGGGCUCCAACUUCAAAUAUUGCUUCCGCCACGGCAGGUCCGUAGAAGGAGGUCAUGUCAAGGUUGCAUAUACGGCGAGAAACCCUUUUUUCAACCAGUCGACUAAGGUCCUGGAGUACCAAGGGACAAGGGAUAUACCCCUGCUCAUUCUAUACAAGUGCAAUUUUGUCGAGGAUGACGAGUUCUGGGACGAAAUUUCCAUACUCCGUGACUUUGCCAUCAGCUUCAGUGAACGAGAAAAGGACAUACGGGGAUUUUCCCCAGAGAGGGAUUCCACGCCCGUCGAGUUCAUCCACGUGCUAGCACGCUUCCACCAUAACGCUCACGUUUUCGACGAACCUUGGCAUAUUACAGUUGACUUUGGUAACCGCAAGACAUGGAACGAUGGGCAAGGCUUCUUCCGCAAAGAGUAUCACAUCUACGCAAAGAAUAAUGAUCUCUCCCAGGGAUUUGCGGGCUAUUGCUCGUCAUCCAUGAAAACACGCAAAACCAGGGAUUUUGAUCCCUCGGAAUGGAAUGGUCAACCGGAGGCCGGAAUAUUUGUGCCUUGGGGUCAGAGAGAACGGUAUCGCCAUCCCUAUUUUCGAAAGCUUUUAUUUGAGGCAACCCAGCGGAGUUUGGAGCCACCACUAUCCUCCCCGUUACGCAUAAGAAAGAAAUUGGUGUCGCGCCCAAACUCAAUCACGGGGGCUCGUGAGAGAGUGGAGCGCAACUGGCCCUGGAUGACGAAGCAGCUCGAUGGCUUGCUCAAUUCCAUCCGUGAAGGUGCUUUGAAACCUGCGGCCCCACCCGCAAGAGCCGACCAUGUCGUUGAUUAUUCCGGCAACUGGGUACAUAUCCGUGAGGCAGUGAGAGACGCCAAAGAACAGGGGAAAAUUAUACCUAUGGCAUGGAAAGCAAUCCUGCAAGGUCUCUUUGUAUUUCAAAACAGGGAAUUGAGGGCAAGCGAGACUACUCGGCCGACGGGUAGCAAGACCGCCAGGGCCCCCAGAACCACCAGGCCUCCAUCGCGAUGACAGAAACAGUGAGGUUCACCCUUGAGAUCUCUCAGCUGGUUGCGAGAAGAGCUCGGCGCACGAGUUCUGAAAUGGAAGAGGCACUGAAUGUCCAGAGUGGCAACAGCUUUACGGAAGGGCCACGGAGAAGCACAGGCAGAGGCUUUGCCUUGCUUCUCAUGUGCCCAGGUGUGCCAAGGAAGUUUUCAAUUAAGCAGCUGACAAAGAUUCGCUUUUUUCAAGGCUAGGAAGGUAAUCUAGGCAAAUGUAUCUAUCGUACCACAAAUAUCCAUCAUAUGGUAUACAUGUCAUGUGCAGCACACAACUUGAAGUCCUCUACACUGUACAUCGCUGCAAUCGUCCGAAGUGCUGCCCUGCGAUGGAAACUAAAGGAUUCGAAACUGUCUCUUUACCAUUUCUGUGAAAUCUCUCAUCACUGGACUCAUUCGAACUGCAAAAUCGCAAUCACUCAGCAACGUCUCCUGCAACACUUACCCAAGCCUAGCCCAGGACAACCAGUCUGAGCACAACAAAAUUCCAGAAGGCACUAGGCAAAGAUUCAAAUUAUACCUAUCAUUUUCGAAAUUCAUAGUUGGAGCCUGCCAUAAAAAUCGAUUUGACCUCAUUUCAUUGGGGGCAGGCACUUAUAUUUGUGUUCAGUGUUGGGAUCAGGCUGCACGGAGAAGUAAAAUCCGGCAUAAAGCUGAACGCAAUUCGUC